UUUCAUCAUAUAAUAAUAAAUGUCCAAGAGAGGAUUCUCUUCGAGAGUGUUUUAAUAAAUCUUCUAUUAAAGGAUCCAUCAAUUUUCGGAAUGAAUUUGCCUAUAAUGGUGAUCUUUCCAUGGAAUAUAAUGCACGAGUAAUUUAUUUUCCAGUAGCAUUUGUUCAUCCGAUAGAUGUAUUAGAUGUUCAAAAUGCUAUCAAGUGUGGAUCAGAAUUAAAUUUUCCAGUAGUUGCAAGAUCCGGUGGUCAUUCUUAUGAAAGUUAUAGUAUUGGAGAUGGAGAUUGUUAUUUAAUUAUUGAUCUUGUAAACUUAAAAGAUAUUGCUAUUAAUACAACUACGCAAACUGCUGUAAUCGGAACUGGGAAUACUUUAGAAUCAUUUUAUUUCGCAGUGAAUAAGUAUGUAUUUGCGUUUCCAGCUGGAGGAUGUCCUGGUGUUGGAGUUGGUGGUCAUAUAAUGGGUGGCGGUCAAGGACUUCUCAAUCGAAAAUUUGGAGUGUCAUCAGACAAUAUUCUUGAUGCAGAAAUUGUUUUAGCAAAUGGGACAGUAAUUCAUAGUGUCAAAGAAUAUCCUGAACUACUCUGGGCUAUUAGAGGUGCAGGGAAUGCGGGCUAUGGUAUUAUUACUUCUUUAACACUUAAGAUACAUCCUAUUCAGAAGAUUGUAAGCUCUGUUCUUUUUACAUACGAUUUUAAUCAAAUUCCAUUAGUAUAUUCAGUAAUGAGUAAAAUAGCAGAUAAUCUUCAUCAAAAUUUAAGUUUUGUGAUCAAUCAUUUGCCUUUAUAUAAAAUUUAUGUUCGUGGAGUUUUUCUAGGACCUACAAAUGAAUUACAAAAUCAUGUACAAGAAUUUAUUAAAUUGACGGAACCUAAAAUUGUGACAUAUACUGAAGGAGAUUGGUUUAAUAUGACAAUUGAUUAUACUGAUUCAUUAGAAACUCGUUCUUCUUUUAAAGCAAAGUCCUUUUUUGUUAAUUUAAUGGGAAUAUCUGAUGAAGGUGUUAAAUAUUUAAUGAAAUUUGUGGCAAGUUACAAAUGUUUAAUGACUUUCGAAUCACUGGUAUUUGGUGGAGGAAGAGUUAAUGAAGUUAUGCGAAAUGAAACUGCAUUUGUUCACAGAGGUUUUAUGUAUAGCAUAUUAAUCAAAGCAAAUACGACCAUCUCUGAAACGUGUUUAGAAGAUUUAGAAAUUUUUUCAAAAUAUUUUCAAAAAACUUAUACUAGUUAUGAAAGUUAUCAAAAUUUAAUUGAUAGAAAAUUAGAUCAUUGGCAAUGUAGAUAUUAUAGGGAGAAUUUUAAAAAAUUGGUGGAAAUUAAACAGCAAUAUGAUCCUUAUAAUUUAUUUCACUGGAAUCAAAGUAUACCUAUCGAAACUAAUAUUUCAUGUUAA
Molecule: messenger RNA, 1391 nt
Organism: Scutellospora calospora
Lineage: Eukaryota; Fungi; Glomeromycota; Glomeromycetes; Diversisporales; Gigasporaceae
Source: the annotation of a GenBank genome assembly